Messenger RNA from Gadus macrocephalus (Pacific cod), 4973 nucleotides. It is a transcript of the gene tbc1d10c, whose product is annotated as TBC1 domain family, member 10C. The transcript has 9 exons. NCBI's taxonomy places the organism in Eukaryota, Metazoa, Chordata, Actinopteri, Gadiformes, Gadidae. The record is from RefSeq and is a predicted model, not a curated record. Bases 362 to 4207 code for a protein of 1281 amino acids.
UGUGGACAUGCAUUGACGCCAUGUUCGGUGUGGCAUUCUCCUACUCUGACUGGUUGCUUCCUCUGAAGUCAGUCUGACAUCUGAGUGCUUCUGCUGCCAAGUUGUCCAUCGGGGUACGUUUGCAGGUGCUUUAAGAGAGCUUUCGUCAAUGCUAGUCAGUAACACACUUACUUUUUUUUGUAUAUCUUGUUCAAAUGCUUCUAUCUGAAGUAGGCAAUUAAAAAACCAGUCGAAUAUUACUUUAUAAUUAUUAACAGUUAAACAUUUAUCACUGUGAAAAAUAUUUUCUUUAGGAUUAUAUAGAUUACAACUGUGGAAUUUUAUAAAAAUAUGCUGGCUGCCCAGUUGUAUUUUGUAGUGCAUGGUGUCUUCUGGCUCCAGUAAGAUGUUAGAGCCGUCCAGUAGAGGAGACGGUUGUGUGUCUGAGCCGCGAUCAGAGGCGGCGGUGGAGACGGAUCGCUUUGGCUUUCUUCUGGCCAAUGGAUCCGCAUCUGGGAGCGGCCCGCCCCCUGAGCUGGUCCGGCAGAGAGAGGCCAAGUGGAUCCACAUCAUCAGCCAAUGGGAUCACGUCUUGCAAAAGAAAAACAGCAAAGUCAAAGAGCAGUGCCUGAAGGGCAUCCCAGCCUCCCUGAGGGCCAAGGCCUGGCCCCUGCUGUGUGGGGCCACGCAGCUCAUGAAGGACAACACAAGCCUCUACCAGUCUCUUGAUUCCAGGCCGGCUCUGCAGAGCUGGGUGGACAUCAUAGAGCGGGACCUGGACAGACAGUUCCCCUUCCACGAGAUGUUUGUCUCAAAGGACGGCCACGGGCAGCGUGGGCUGUUCCGGGUGCUGAUGGCCUACACUCAGUACCAGCCCGACGAAGGCUACUGCCAGGCCCAAGGGCCCGUGGCAGCAGUGCUCCUGAUGAACAUGCCUGCGGAGGAGGCCUUUUGGUGCCUGGUGCAGAUCAGUGAGCAGUACCUGCCCGGGUACUACAGCCAGCUGCUGGAGGGGGUCCUGUUUGACGCGGCCAUGCUGAGCUGGGUCCUGAAGAGGGCGUGUCCACCCGCCCACAGACACCUGCAGCGCUACGGCGUGGAGCCGCUCAUGUUCGCCACUGAUUGGCUGAUGUGUCUGUUCACCCGCCACCUCCCUUUCAACACACUGCUGCGCGUCUGGGACCUCUUCUUCUGCUAUGGCGUGCGGGUUCUGUUCCAGGUGGCCGUGGUGCUGGUCCGCAGGGUGCUUGGGCGGGCCGACCAGCGGCAGGAGUGCUUAGGGCAGAUGGAGACUCUGGAGCGGCUGAGGGGCGUCAGGGAGAGCCUGGGGCUGGAGGACGACGCCAGCUUUAUGGCCGAGGUGUGCUCUGUUCCGCUCUCCAGGAGCGACCUGAAGCGACGCACCGAGAAGGAGCUGGAGACCUGGCGGAAAGACCGGCCCUCGUCCACCUUCAACCCCAGAGGCCGUUGCCAUGGCUACUGGGCGUCGAGGGAGACGUUGGGAGAGGAGCGGGACAGGAGGGGCGUCAAUCUGUCCGCUCCACUGGUCCGCUCGGCCUCCGCCCUCUCCCUGUCCCCCUCGCUCUUUCGCAAGCGAUGGGGGAAGCGAAGCGACGCAGCAAGGGUGGAGAGACAUCACUCCAUGGGCGUGCAGGGGGUGGGGAGGGAGGGUUGGCCGAACGCCAGGGCACUGAGGGUGACCAGGGUCCGAGAGGAGGAAGACGGGCAUAAAGCAACUGGCAACCUGCAGAGUCGCAGGGAUACAGAAUCAACGCCCCCGACCGGGAGGAGGAGACCUCCCCAAAGGGAGAAAGAACCAGGGGAGAACCAUGAUUCUGAAAGGAACACUCUCAAAGGAGAACCAGGAGAACAGGUGGGGAUCGGACACAGGAGCAGGGAGGAGCAGGGAGAACAAAGUCCAGGAGGCUCAGGGACGGUGCAGGAAGUGAUUCAACAUCAUCCUGACUUAAGAGAGGGAGCUGCUGGGGGCGGAGCCACACAACGAUCAGCUGUUAACCUUCAACCAAGAACACUGAAGGACAACAACCAAACACAAGUACCAGUGGAACAGGAUCUGACGGACAACAACCAAUCACAAGUACCAGAGGAGCAGGAUCUGAAGGACAACAACCAAUCACAAGUACCAGAGGAACAGGAUCUGACGGACAACAACCAAUCACAAGUACCAGAGGAGCAGGAUCUGAAGGACAACAACCAAUCACAAGUACCAGAGGAACAGGAGCUGAGAGACAAUAACCAAUCACAAGUACCAGAGGAACAAGAGCUGACUGACAAUAACCAAUCACAAGUACCAGAGGAACAAGAGCUGAGAGACAAUAACCAAUCUCAAGUACCAGAGGAACAUGAGCUGAGAGACAAUAACAAAUCACAAGUACCAGAGGAACAAGAGCUGAGAGACAUCAAUCAAUCACAAGUACCAGAGGAACAGGAGCUGAGAGACAACAAUCAAUCACAAGUACCAGAGGAACAGAAGCUGAGAGACAACAAAUCAGAAGUUCAGGAGGAGCAAAAGUGCAACAUCAAGCCAAAUCCGAAAGAGGAAGUAUCUCAAAAGAAGCAGAGAGUGAAAACCCUUUAUGAGAUGGCAGAACAGGCAGCACUCUGUAGAAACCUGGUGGCGGGCCAGGAACAGAGGAGUGAGACAACUACCGAUACAAAUACAGACACAGAGUCACAGGCAGCAGUAGAUAACACUGAACAACAGUCAGAGGCGACACCAGGACAGGAGACAGUGACGCAUACGGACAUAGGAACUACAGAGUGGGAGUCUGUGGCACACAAAAGUACAAUAGAGUCCCCCGCAGAACAGGGCCCAGCGGUGAUGAUACAGGAAGUCAAAGAUGCAGCGGAGGGACGGACUGAAACGGAAGCGCCGACCGCCAACCUCAGUAGCACGCAGAAACAAACCAACGUGGGCUCAGACAAUGAGGAUGUUGACGGUGGAAAAAUUGUUAUUUUCAAAAGUGAAGCUUUGAAAGAGAACAAGUCUUUUCAAGAGGUUGGAGUACUGAUACACAAAGGUGUUCCGCAGAGUGGAGAGACGAGAGAAGGGGACUGCACCAUGACAGCGAUACUCCUGGAGACCACGGUGGUCCCUGAGGCGAGUGGAAGCACACGGGGUACGGCCGAGGCCUCAUGUUCAGAGAGCGCCUCCGCACAGGAAGACGCUUUAUGUUUCGGAAAUAAACUUCAGGACAAACCAGUUUUGGAAACAAAUGCAGAGACUGAGGAAGACAACGACAUGACAACAUGCGACCAAACAGCUUUACUAGAAGUCCAGGUCAGCCCUAGAUCACCGACUGGUGACAGAAUGUGUUAUCCACCAACAGGGGCUGCAGAACCACUCGCCACUGAAGAACCUGCUGUUCAGGCAUCUGCCAAUGAUAAAGAACCAGUAGACUCAUCGGAGGUCACCUUGACCCCCGACCCCUCCACCCAGCAGCCCUCUGGGGGCAGUGAAGACCGGGGAGCCCGGCAACGGAUCCAGGAUGCUCCCCUUUCCAUGGGGGCGGGGCCUCCAGUCAGUUUGUGCAUCCCUGUAAGCGCGCCCCUGUCAAGCCAAACCCCAACACCUUCUGGGGACUUCCGUGUGCGUAAGACCUCCCACGGCUCAAGGUUGGCACGCAGACUCUCUGAGGACAUCUUCACCGCUCUGGAGACGUCCCGGUUCAGACCCGAUCCAGACCCACAAAAAGGACCUCCAGCUCCAAGCCGGCCAGGCCUACGGUCCCCUCCGCCUGUAGCCCUUUCUGCUCUCCCUCCACCACAGGGACCCACAGGUGGGGGGACCUCCGAGGAGCCCCCCAGACGCCCAGGGUUCUUCAGCCGACUGAGAGGAGGGCGUCCCAACCGCCACAAAGACACAAAGGCCGAGAGGGCGAACACUCAAAAAAUACAGAUCCCCAAAAUCUUCCUCCAGGACUUCAGCAGCGGGGUUGGGGAGGAGCGACCCCUGCAGGAGCCAGAGGAGCAGCAGGAGCUGCUGAGCUCCAGGGGCCGCCGGAGGAGGCGCAGAGAGAGGGAGCUGAAGGAGAGAGAGGAGGAGAAGGAGAGGAGGAGAGUGGAGAAAGAGCUAAAGAAGGAAGGGAGGAAGAGGGACAGGAAAGCAGAGUGGCCCAGGGGGAAGAAGCUAACCCCGACCUCCCCGGGCAGCCUCUCAGGGGCUCAGCAUAGCUGCUCGUCUCCACACAGCGACUCAUACUUCUGAGGAACCCUCCCCUGCCCCGCGCCAUAGAAAUAAUAGACAUUAUUUUUUUUGUAUCCAGCGCCAAACAAUGUCUGUUUUAUUUUUGUGUGCUGUACUCUGACCAACACUUAGCCCAGUGCUGUAAUCUAACAUCAAUUGUCUCUAGUCAAAGUUAUUUUAGUAAUGUACAAAAAUUUAAAAUUUAACAGCAUCAGUACAGUUCAAUAAAUCUUUUUGGAAUUCUUUACAUGCAGACGAGUUUCAAUGUUUAAAUAAGUCUAGGUAAUAAAAUAACCAACAAACAGCAAACUUAUUUGUCAUUAAGUGUGAGAAUAAAUGAAGAGCAAGUGUUGAAGGUAUCCAUGUCCGUUCCCAUAGAAACGACCGAAGGCCACGAUGUGAACCAUCCCCCUCUGGAUUCAGCCUCACGGGCGACCCCUGACGCCCGAGGCCCUCAGGGGCCCUGCCUUUAGCUGUCCUCACUGUCGAUGGCCUCAGGUCAUUCCCACAGUCGCUGGCCUCAGUGGUGGGCCUGGUCUGACCUCAGGGGCGGGCCUCAGAGGCGGGCUGAAGGCGGGCCCCUCACUGGCCCUGCCUCUAUCCGUCGUCCUCACUGUCGCUGGCCAGCACCUUCUGGCUGCUUGGGGUGUGGCCGCCCAGCGGAGAGCCAGGGGGGUACACCGACCCGAAGAACAGAGACCGGAACUGGAGAGGAAAAACACAGAAGUUUAGUAUGGUAUUGUAGAAAAAGAUUGAAUAAAUCCCAUCCAUUUAUUCCUAUAAUCAU